AGUAAGAAAGGCCGAUAAGAAACUCUUUAAAACUUAAAAAUUAACUCAUCAAAAGCAGUAAGAAGGACAAAGUCUAAUUUUUUUCGCAAGAGUUCAGGAAUUAAAAUUUUAAAAUAGUUUCAUUAUUUUCAUAUAAAAUAAUUUCCAAUAAAAUGGGUAAAAAAGCGAAAAAUUCGAGAUCAAACCACGCCUCAGUGGAUUCAGGGAUGCCUAGGCACUUUCGUAGGGAAGUUUUAGAAAUGUGCAAUCAACUGCUAGAAAGAUGUAGCAUUCUGCCCCAGACCCAACAACAGCAAAAUGAGUGGGAGAAUUUUGUUGAAAUAUUCAACAUCGUCGAAAAGCUAAGGAAGAAGCAACAACCUUAUGUUAUGAAACAUCGACAGAAUAGAUCUGAAUAUGUAACACAGUUCUUCGAAUGGCUGAAUAAAAAUAAAGUCGAUACUUCUAAAGUGACUGUUGAUCAGUUUGGUUCUCAAGGUUUUGGCUUGAAGGCUGUACAAGAUAUAAAAGAGGGUGAUCUUAUUUUGGCAGUGGCAAGAGAUGUGAUGAUGAAGACGUCAGAUGCUAUGCUCUCUCCUAUCGGAAAGAUAGCGAAAUCAGAUAAAAUUCUGCAGUCUAUGCCUAAUAUUCUCAUGUCUUUGUUUCUCCUAUGUGAGUGCGCUAAUCUUGAAAAGUCGCACUGGGGUCCAUAUUUAAAGAUUUUGCCCGAUUCGUACACUACUCCAUUGUAUUUCUCCAUCAGUGAGAUGGCGUUGAUUAAGAAUCUUCCGAUUUUUACCGAUGUCAUGAACCAGUAUAAAAGCAUUGCUAGGCAGUAUGCCUAUUUCUUUAAACUGUUUCAAGGUUUGACGGAUGCAUCAAACCUGCCCAUUAAAACGUUCUGCUAUGAUGAUUAUAGGUGGGCUGUCUCAACGAUUAUGACGAGGCAGAAUAAAAUACCUUCAAUUAAUAAUAAAAGCAAUAAUAAUAAUAAUUUGGUUGGUGAUGGUGAUGAUCCUGAAACUGUGCUUAUCCCACUGUGGGAUUUUUCCAAUCAUGCUGAUGGACAUAUUUCAACAGGGUAUAACGAAGUAACCAGCCAAUCAGAUUGUUUUGCUAUGAAAGAAUUUAAAACUGGUGAUCAGAUCUUAAUCUAUUAUGGCGCCCGAAGCAAUUCUGAAUUUCUUCUUCACAAUGGUUUCGUCUAUGCAGAUAAUAGUAACGAUGCUGUUGCUAUAAGACUUGGGGUAAGCAAGAAUGACUCACUGUUUAGUUUAAAAGCUGAAGUCCUGGCUAGAGUUAAUUUAAAUGCCAAUCAGACUUUUUACGUGAACUCUGACCCUGAAUGCCCACUUGAACCUUCUCUGAUUGCCUUUCUCAGGAUUUUCUCAAUGGACAUCGAGACCCUGAUGCAUUACCUAAGAGGUGAUGGCCUGGAUGAGAGGCGGACGAAACUCAGGGAUGUGACAGAAUGGGUGGACCCCUCUAAUGAAUAUAAAUCUUGGGAUUUUCUAGAAAAUAGAUGCUUGCUGUUGAUUAGGAGCUGCUACGCUGAUUUGCCUGAAGCUACAAGCAGUAAGGAGUGUGAAGUGACAACCAAAAUCGCAACGACGACUUCAGCAAACGUUGAAAAUAUAUUACUGUUGAAAAAAUGCGAGAGGCGAAUCCUCCAGUACGUCGCUGAAUUUUCUCAUAGGCAAAAAAUGGCAGUCGUCGAGUUUGUUGAAAAGUACAAAAUUUCAACUAGUGAAACCUCUCCUCAGCAGCAGCAAACGCAGCUGCAGCAACCACAGCAGCUGCAAAUUUACGAUGCGGUUGUUUGUGGUUUAGGUAAUAAUGACGAUGAUGAUGUCGAACAACAAUUACUACAUGGUAACGGUGGCGAUGAUGUUAGCGAUGAAAGUAAAUUUCGCGAUGCUGUCGAUGGCUUAAAAAUUAUCGAUCAGGUUGCCGAGUCAAAUUGAAUGAUUGAAUAAUUUAUUAGUUCUUUCACUCGUUUAUUUAUUUAUUUGUUUAUUCAUUCAUUUACUCGUUCGUUCAUUCGUUCGUCAAAUUAUUUCAUUCAUUUUUUUUAAGACUUUGUUAAUGUGGUUUGAAAAGACAAUGCUAUUGUUGUUGCUACCGAUGUUUUUACCAAGAUUUCUCAAUAAUUUUUGUCUUUUUUACAAAUAUUUAUUGUUUGUUUGAGAGAGUAUGUGUGUUUGAGUGUGUGUCUGUGUGUGGUGUGUGUGUGUGUGAAGUCUUUCACAUUUAUCAUUUGUGUGUGAAACGUUUUUAAAGAUUCUUUGCCUAUUUUGUUCAAGAAUUUAUGAUAUUAUUGAUGUACACAGACAUACGUAUGUGCGUACGUACAUGCACACACUCACAUACAUACAAGCAUUCAUACAUACAUGACAUGGUUUUGAUACAUUUUUGCCGCAAUAAAUAUUACACUGGUUUCAGAA
This is a messenger RNA of Helobdella robusta, 2423 nucleotides long. RefSeq lists its product as hypothetical. Lineage: Eukaryota; Metazoa; Annelida; Clitellata; Rhynchobdellida; Glossiphoniidae. The coding region runs from base 153 to 1943 and encodes 596 amino acids. Gene Ontology annotation, molecular function: histone H3K36 methyltransferase activity; protein binding; transcription coactivator activity. The record is from RefSeq and is a predicted model, not a curated record. Gene Ontology annotation, biological process: peptidyl-lysine monomethylation; actin modification; peptidyl-lysine dimethylation. The transcript is spliced from 15 exons.